Messenger RNA from Clunio marinus, 267 nucleotides. NCBI's taxonomy places the organism in Eukaryota, Metazoa, Arthropoda, Insecta, Diptera, Chironomidae. The record is from the annotation of a GenBank genome assembly.
AUGUCGAUCAAAAAUAGCUUUACCAAUAAACUUACAAAAGACUUAACCGAUAUUCUUUGCAAAAGUAAAGAUUUCGUCAUGAUCAAAGAAAAAAUAAAGGUAACGAGAAAAAGGUGUCGCAAGGCAUCAAAAGAGAUGAAAUUUGAAAAGGAAAGUAAUUUGAAGGAAUCCAGGAAGCGCAUCGGAUCGGACAACAAAGGUCUUCUGCAAAAAUCAAAAUUGAUGUCUAAAUCUAAAAUAUUUCAAUGUCCCUUAAAUAAAACAUAA